GUCCAAGUGAAAGGGAAAAUAAAAAGAGGGGGAAUAAAGACAAAAUGGAAUCAAGUCAUGUAAUAUCCAUUGCAAAUGAAGAAGAUAACAACAACAACGACAACAAUAUUGCUCAAAUGAAGAAUGAAACAAAUACCCAUCUUGAAAAAAAUAAAAACUUAUCCUUUGUUCCAAUUACUUCCAACCCAAAGGACAAAAAUAAUAAGCAAAUAAAAAGUGACCAUGAUAUUAAGAAGAUGGUUCAUAGCAUCAAAGUAGGAAUCUCACUUGUUUUGGUAUCACUUCUUUACAUUUUGAAUCCUCUCUUUGAUCAAGUUGGUGAAAAUGCAAUGUGGGCUAUCAUGACUGUUGUUGUCAUCUCUGAAUUCAAUGCAGGAGCUACACUAGGAAAAGGCUUGAAUCGUGGAAUAGGUACCAUUGUAGGAGGUGGAUUGGGAUGCUUGGCAGCAAUUUUUGCACAAAGCAUUGGAGGAGUUGGCAACUCAAUUUUCAUUGGCACUUCGGUAUAUAUUUUUGGAUCAGUUGCUACAUAUUUUCGACUAGUUCCAAAAAUAAAGAAUAGAUAUGAUUAUGGAGUGGUGGUAUUUAUGCUGACCUUCAAUCUAGUAGUGGUAUCUGGGGCACGUCCAGGUGUGAAAGUGUGGGAAUUAGCAAGAGAACGUUUAUUGAACAUCCUAAUGGGUUUCAUUAUUGCAAUUUGUGUGAAUUUGUUCGUCUUUCCUUUGUGGGCCAGUGAUGAACUUCAUGAUUCCAUUGUCUCAAGAUUCCAUAAUCUUGCCAAUACAAUACAAGGUUGCUUAGAGGAAUGCUCCAAAACGGUCAAGGAAAAUCAACCUGAUACCAGCUUCACAGUUUGCAAGUCAGUGUUAAACUCCAAGUCAAAGGAUGAAUCAUUGGCAAAUUUCGCAAAAUGGGAACCCUGGCAUGGGAAAUUUGGAUUUUCCUACCCAUGGCAAAAAUACUUAAAGAUUGGAGAGGUUAUUCGAGAACUAGCUGCACUCAUUCUUGCAUUGGAACGUUGCUUCCAAGCCUCAAAAAAGAUUACGGCAUCUUUGAAGCAGCCCAAAAAAGUUCAAUUAGAACAGUGCGAGGCAAUAGGGUCAAGGAUUGUGUGGACUCUACGAGAAGUUGGAGAUAGCAUGAAACAAAUGAGAAAAUGUGAAGGAAGGGACAACACUAUAGAUAAGUUGAAAACAACGAGAGAAGAGUUGAGUUUGGUCAUUUCCACGUCCAUGAUUGAAGAAUUUGAGAAUGGUGAAAUGCUACCAAUUGCAAGCUUGGUAUUCUUGCUAAUGGAAGUGGUGGAGAAGGUAGGGGAAUUGGUUAUAGAGGUUGGAGAACUUCAAGAUAUGGCUGGUUUUCGCACCCGCUAACUCCAUUAUCUUCCUAUAUACAUCAUAAAACCGGUCGUAGAUGAUCUGAGUUUUCAUAUGUGUAUGUAUAUAUGAAGUUAGUAUUAACCAUUUACGAUUUUGGGUCAUAAAUUAAAAAUGGGGUUGAGUGUGUAUUUGACAUAUGUAUCAAUAUAGAUAGGAAAAUAAAGUAAUUAAAGUAGUAUAUGAUACAAGUCCAUGAAUUCAUAUGUCAUCUCACACUAAUAAGACUCUUGUAAUUUUAAAGGAUGAAGUUUAAAAAGAGAAUUACCGUUAA
Molecule: messenger RNA, 1650 nt
Organism: Medicago truncatula (barrel medic)
Lineage: Eukaryota; Viridiplantae; Streptophyta; Magnoliopsida; Fabales; Fabaceae
Product: aluminum-activated malate transporter 2
Exons: 6
Coding region: 45-1373 (442 amino acids)
Biological process (GO): malate transport
Source: RefSeq, a predicted model, not a curated record